UCGCUGAGGAGAGCCCGCGCUUUAUCGGUCAGUCUUAUCGUGGUUGGCGUGUGUAGUUGUUCUAUUCCAGUGGAUUUUCUUCUUUUCGUUUGCGGUUCUUAGCGGGAUUUUUGGCCAUAUAGUACACAAUUUUGACAUAAUUUUUAUUUAAAAUGGCACCUAGAAUCCCAGAUUUGGUACUAGAAGGUAUAGAAGUGCCGCGAACGGAAAUGAACAGGUCCCUGAUCCAAGAUUUUUUCGAAGGGAAAAAUAUUCUAAUCACAGGAGGGACAGGUUUCUUCGGGAAUGUGCUAAUCGAAAAAUUAUUAAGGAGCUGUUCUGGAAUCAAAAAGAUCUACAUCACUGCCCGACCACGAAAAGGCAAAACCACAACUGAGCGAAUCAAAGAAAUGUUUUCUGGACCACUGUUCGCGAAGCUGCAGGAAGACGAGCCGAAUUUCGCGAAAAAAGUUGCAUUCGUAAGUGCGGACAUGGACCUUGAAGAGUGCGGUCUAAGUGCGGAGGAUCAGGCGAUGCUGAAGCGGGAAAUUGACGUCGUGUUCCACGCGGCCGCUACCGUGAGAUUCGACGCCGAGCUCAGCACAGCCAUCAACACCAACGUCAGAGCAACCCGCGAUUUGGUCAACCUGGCGCGAGAAAUGCACAACCUUAAGGCAUUCGUGUUCGUAUCAACGAUUUUCUCCAACUGCAACAACGAAGCCAUACCUGAGAAAUUUUGCGUCCCGCGUAUUGCGGGCGAUAUCGCGAUAGCCUUGAACGAGAACGUGGAGAGUGACGUCAUCAAUAAAAUGGCACCAAAUUUACUAGACGGAUGGCCAAAUACGUAUGUUUUCUCCAAAUGCCUCGCUGAGGACGUAAUCAAAAACUUGGGCAAGGACAUGCCAAUGGCAGUUGUUAGACCAUCAAUUGUUACAUCUACCGCCAAGGAGCCUAUUCGUGGAUGGAUCAACAAUCUCUACGGGCCAACAGGUGUCACUGCUGGAGCAAUGAAGGGCAUUUUAAGAACAUUCCCAGGCGAUGGAGAAUGUCCCGCGGAGUUGGUUCCAGUUGAUUACGUCAUCAACUCCAUUAUUGCAUGCGCCUGGGAUACAUCAACUAGAUUCAUUGAAGCUCAAAAAAGGAAAGAAAGAAAGGCUGCGAUUAACGAGUUUGAAAAUAUUAUUGGUGGGGAAGGACAAAUUUUCUUUGACGAAGAGUUUGACCCAUUUUUGGGCGAGGAGCAGCGGCAGAAAGAUUUUUCCAUUCCAGUCUAUAACUACGUUUCAACCAACCGAAAUGGUAUCACGUGGAACGAGUAUUUGGAGAUGAAUGCGGCUACAGUGAGAAAGUUUCCCCUGAAAGCUGCGAUUUGGAGUGCCUCGUGUACACUCGCUAAAACAAGGAUGGAGUUUUUGUUCUACUCCUUCUUUUUACAUUACCUGCCCGCGCUAUUAGCAGAUGGUUUUUGUACACUCGUCGGCACAAAACCAAGAUUCGUGAGGAUCAGCCAAAAAAUCCAUAAUUUCUCCAAUCACAUUUCUUUCUUCGGCACAAAAAAUUGGAAAUUCGAGGACAACAACGUUGGAGACCUUUGGGACAGACUGACCGAGAUGGACAAAGACAUAUUUUACUUCAACAUCGAAGAUUUAUAUUGGCCAGAGUAUUUCCAUUACUAUGUGCUUGGAGUCCGAGAGUACCUCCUUCAAGAAAGCUUAGAGACAGUUCCAGAGGCUCGAAGAAAGAUGUACCGGUUCUUUGCACUUCAAUACUUGCUGGUGUUUCUAAUUUUUGCCGUUUUCACGUAUGGUACCUUCCAAUUAGUUGGUGCUCUUAGUUCAUCAGAAAGCACGAUAUUGAUGCCUGAAUUACCUGAGAGCAUCAUGGUAUAAUUAUUCCUCCAUUUGAUGGCCAGAAUUUUCCAAAGAAUAUUUCAUUGCAAAAGCAUUUCUCAAUGUGGAUUGCGAUUUAUAAAUUUUACCCACCUACGUUUUUUUAAUGUAUUUAUGUGAUUUCGUCCUCUUGUUGAGACUUUCCACGAGGGUGUGAAACGAUUGUCAAUUCGGAAUUGAUGUUCUAAACUGCGUACAUAAUUUUCUAAUGUAAUGCGCGGAUUUCAUGAAGAUUCAAAUUUCCUGAAAAAUAUUUCCAGGAAAAAUUCAAAUGGAAUGUCACAAGGCAUUCAAUUUUGAGUCUCCUUGACUCAAUCUCACAAUUUUCCGUCGUGUAUGUAAUGAAUGAUUUAGAGAUCAAUUGAGGGGUUUGGGGGAAAAGGCACAUAAAAGCAGUUUUUGAAAAAAAAUGAGAUAAUGAUAAUUUCAAGUGAAACUAGUCUUACUACAUAUUCUGUGAAAAAUUCGCUCCAAAAUUCCAUUUUUUAAGAAUCCGUGUAAUUUCGAAACUUCAAACACGUAUUUCUCGAUUUAGGAAGCCGAAGCCCCUUAAUUUUUCUUAGUCUUUUUAAAGACACUUCAAUCACUAUGAUUUCUGGGGAAGUAUCUUUCUUGGGUAAUCUUCAGAAUCCAUGAAUGUAUUUCCUUUGCUCAUCUUUUCUUUUGAAACCUGGCAAAAAAAAGUCAUGCGCACAUUAACGAAGGCACAUGCUAAAAUAUUUGAACGUUACUUAAAGAAUACGUGCUCAAAUUCAACCGUAACUGUACGCAUGACUAGUGAACUUUACUGAUCACAUCUUUUCCCUUUCAAGGAUAAUAUUUUUGUAAUAUAAAUAUGUCUUAAAUGAGGUACCUGAUGAGUAAAGCAGCCUUAAUUUUCUCUUGUUUAAGCUCUAACAAGUUUGAAAGAUCUCAAGGUUAUUUAGUUUGGUAUUAAGUCUGAAUGUAUGCUGACCGUGACAGCUGGUGAAAACUUACUUUCGCUCAUGUUGUAAAUAUUAGUCUAAGUUUACAAUAAUUAUGAAUAAAAAAUUUAAGUGUAAA
Bemisia tabaci is the source of this 2912-nucleotide messenger RNA. Lineage: Eukaryota; Metazoa; Arthropoda; Insecta; Hemiptera; Aleyrodidae. The record is from RefSeq and is a predicted model, not a curated record.